This is a messenger RNA of Entamoeba dispar SAW760, 1065 nucleotides long. Its product is annotated as kinesin heavy chain, putative. The transcript has 2 exons. Gene Ontology annotation, molecular function: protein binding. Lineage: Eukaryota; Evosea; Mastigamoebida; Endamoebidae. The coding region runs from base 1 to 1065 and encodes 354 amino acids. The record is from RefSeq and is a predicted model, not a curated record.
AUGGAAAAUAUUUGGUACGAUGGACCUAUCUAUGAUGCUAUUGAACAGUCAUUAACAAAUAAUAAACUUAUAGUUAUAACAGCAGUUAAUGACAGUGAUGAAAGUCAGUCUAUUCUCCAACUAUUUGAAAAUGAAUUAAAAGAAACAAUGAAAAUGACAACUACAUUGUUGCUUCAUGAAAAUGAUGAAAACUUUCAAUUCUUUAGUUCUUUGUAUACUCAACCAAUUGUAUUUCCUUCAGUAUUCUUCUUUAAUGGAGCUGGACUUCAAAAAGUAUUUAUUAAGAAUGAAAUUACUAAAGACACUAUUUCAUCAACAAUAUUUCAAUUAACAAUGGCAUCAGUUUUGAGUCAACAAAUUACUAAUCAACAACAGCCAUCACACAUUCCUAAUCAACAACAGCCACCAAACAUUCCUAGUCAACAACCACCAUCACAAACUAGUUCAUCUAACCAACAACAAGAAAAAAAAGGUGAUGAUGAAAUAAAGGUAAUGAAAGGAGAGUUAAAAAGAAGAGAAAAAGAAAGAAAAGCCCGUGAAGAACAAAGGAUAAAAGAAGAAAUAGCUGAACAAAACUUAAUUAAAGAAAAUGAAAAAAAGAGAAAAGAAGAUGAAGAAUAUAGAAAGAUAUUAAUUAAACGGAUUAAAGAAGAAAAAGAAAAUAAAAUUCAACAACAACAAGAAGAGCAACAACAAAGAGAACUAGAACUAAAACAACAAAAACAAGAAAGAGAAGAAAAGAAACAAAAAGUUCAUAUAGCUCUUAGAUUACCAAAUGGAGAAAUAAAGAAAGAGUAUUUUGAAAAACAAGACACCCUUCAAAAAGUUUAUAACUUUGUCAUGGGAUUUGGGUUUGAUAAAUUUGUUCUUAUUGAUGGAGUUAAGAAAAAUGAAUUCACUGAUCUUAAUCAAACACUGGAAAAUUUAAGAUUUUGGCCAUCUAUUUUAUUACAUGUUGUUAUAAAGAAUAUAGGAGAAAAAAAAGAACCUAUGUUUGGAACAGGAAGUGGAACAGGAAAUGUACCACAACAAACAUGGUAUGAAUGGUUUAAAUCAAUGUUUUAA